UUUUCCGUUUCGGACUUCGCGGAAGUCGACCCAAAGCCCGCGCUCCCCCCGCGCUCUGUAGCUGUGCACAUCUGCGUCUUGGCGGCAAGUAUAAUAUUAAUUAUAAUAAUAAUAUCAUUUAAUCGUUGUUCUAUCGCGGACUGCAGUGCCGUGAGUCGCAACUUUACUGAUCGAUUAUCUGUAUCCAUUAUUGUUAAUAACAAUAUUAUAGUUAUUAGUUAUUACAUCUUUUUGUCGGCAACCGCCUUUUUCCCAUCAUACGACGCUCAUUGAGUAGGUACUUGUUUAGCUGUUUAAAAAAGUUAAAUAUAUUUUAUAUUACGUGUUAUUUGAACAAAAAGAAAUGGAGUACAAAAGUGGAGAAUUCUCGACUCCUUCAGCUGUUAAACAGAGACAAACCAAAAAACGUUGGGUUAUUGCGACAUUUCCGGACAGCAAUAACUUCAGUGUCAUACCAACAAAUUGGGUUUUGAAAACGGUUGAUGGUAGUGGAAAUAUAUUGGUAAAAUGUGUGUGGCCCCCAUCCACUUUACAAGUAACAAGUGAUGUCCUAAAAGAAGGUUUAGAACCGACAGAUAAUUGGGGUACUUAUCGGAUAAAACUUCAUGAAAAUGGGAAAGAGUAUAGUGAUUUUGGAAAAGCUUGGCACACACAUGUAACGCUAUCUGACCAGUCAGCAUCUGAAGUAGAACAGCAAAUAAUAAAUAAAACAAAAAACAAAAGAAUGUGGGGUCAGUCAUCAGUCAGUCAGAUAGUUGCAAAUUCAGAUACCUCAAGUGAUGAAGAUAUCAACAUUUUACCACAUUCAAAAAUAGUCAAAAGUUCACAAACUGCUGUUUUGAGUGAACAAAACAUUGUAGAAACUAUUGGAGACACCAAUUCUGGGCCUCAGUAUUGCCAAUUAAAUAACAUCAACUGCAUACCAUCAUCGAGUAGAGCAAAUGAAUUGAUGAAUAUGCCAGAGCCUCGCCGUUUUAACAUGCCUGAGGUAAUAGUUAAGUAAUAAUCAUUUUUAGGAACUUAAAUAAAUCACUAUACUCUCAACCUACUUAAAAGCAAACACUAAAAAAAAAUUCUAAACUUUUAUACAUAUUUUUACAGUAGGUACAA
This is a messenger RNA of Acyrthosiphon pisum (pea aphid), 1110 nucleotides long. RefSeq lists its product as uncharacterized. The transcript has 4 exons. The coding region runs from base 344 to 1003 and encodes 219 amino acids. Lineage: Eukaryota; Metazoa; Arthropoda; Insecta; Hemiptera; Aphididae. The record is from RefSeq and is a predicted model, not a curated record.